CUCAAUUACCCACCGCUAAUACUCAACCAAAGUGUACACAAUUUCUUUGGCUUCUUUGACAUUUGCAACGGCGUGUGUAAACCAUUCUCUUUGUGGCUGCUUGUUCCCGGUCGCCUUUGUAUGACAAAUCCCGCUACGUUUGCGGUAUCUACGGCGGCCCGUUGCCCAGGGGAAUUUUUGUGUUUUUGCAGUGACCGACAUCUUGUUCACACCACGGCGUGCUGUACGGACGGCACUUACGUCUCCGGGAACAAGUGAAGACAACAUUUGCUGUUUGAAGACAGGUAACACUAAGACCAUGGGUUGAAGAGUGUUUCCCGCUUGGUUGCAGCCCCAAACCCUGUGCGUACAGCCCUCUUAACGGCGAUGGAAUUGCGUCGACAUAGUACAGAACUUACCUGACAAGUUCACAAUGUUGAACCAGCGAGCAAGAGACGCAAGAUCACCACCUCCCAACGUUCUGCUAUGGCAGAAGUUCCGGGAGGAGCGUGAUGUUGCCUUACAACGGGAGGUCGCAGCUAAAGACAAAGAGGCCCUGACUGUGUACAAGAGCCAGGAGACGAUUGGAGUCCUGAAGGAAAAGGCACAAAGAAAGGAUGAAGAAAAUCAGAUGCUCUCCCGCAAGGUAAGAAAACUCGAGAAGCAGAAAAGAAAGGAAGAGUCGCAACAACGUAAGGCUCAGCUCAAGUUACAGAAAGAAUUGGAAAAGUUGCGGAAACUUAACAAGAAGUUACUAGGAGACGUCGACGUGCUACAGACCACGGUUUCCAAACAAAAGAAGAGGCUACAGAAGUUGAAGAAGGGGAAGCUGAAAACGUCUCAUGAGGUUGAUGAAUUCGGUGAAAUUGACUUAGACCUUGAGGUGAAGAUUAGUGAUGACGAGUUCACCGAAGAGCUCGGCGGGGAGCCGGGAAGACGAAGGUCUAGAGGCCGGAGGUGGAACGCCGAGAGACGAAUAGAGGAAGGAGACGAAAAUUCAAGCUCUGACGAAGGACGGGGCACGGCAGAAGACGACAAUGCGGACUCUGUGAGCUCAAGACUAGGCAGGAACUCAGCCAUGGCCAUGCAUGCCGAGGCAACAAAGCAGGAGGUUUCGCAGAAUAUCGCGAGACUUCAGGAUAUCCUUUCUGGCAAGAUUGAAGGCAACGUGGAAGACUCCAUGCCAGAGGAGUACUUGGAGGAACUGCGAGCCAUGGCCGGCGGCAUGGACUUGAAACAGUGGUGGAGCAAGCUAACUCCUGAAGAGAGAGAACAAAAACUUAAACAGCUCAACAAAAGAGUGUACAAGAAGAAAGCCAAAAUGGCGGGAAUCUUGGAGGAAGGCGCGAGUGACGACGAUUCCGCACAUGGAAAGACCAAGGGAAGUCUUGGCAGACGAGGCAAAACAGGUGGUGAAAACCAGCCGAGGAGUAGAAAAACCUCCAGGAAUCGUAAGAACUCCGGUUUAGGUGACGACAGCGAUGGUGACACGGCGAACGGCCCUGCGAAAUCACUUGCGCGCAGAAAAUCUGUCAGAGGAAGGAAGGAUGAGACAGAUGAUGAUCUUAAAACGGCGGGAAAGCCGACAAGAAAGGGCAAAGGAAGGCGAGGAGGGGGCAGGAUAGGUCAUAAUGAUUCAGAUGAUAGCGACGAAGACAAUCUUGAUACAAUGAGUGGGAAGAAGUUGAAAAAGAAAAUGGGCAAGAAAGGUAAGAAUAGUGAUCACAUGUUGGAUUCAGAAGGCGAGGAUGAGACUUCAGUGGGGAAAGCAAACAGAGGGAAGAAGGGCACUAAACUGCCUCCCAUCAAAAACAAAGGCAGACCGGGACAGCUUGGAGACAACGGUGACAGUGGAGAAGACGGGAGGGACGAGGGAGGCCUAGGUGGAUCAAAAGGUCGCAGGAAGGCUGUUUCGAAGGAAAAGGCUAAGGAAAUCUCAGACAAUGCCAAGAAGAUAGAAGACAUCUUGUCAGGGAAAGUGAAAGUGGACAACAUUGAAGACGCGAUACCAAGCGAGUAUUUGGAAGAAAUGAAGAAGAUGGCUGGAGGAAAGGACUUAAAGGAAUGGUGGGAUAGUCUUGAUCCUGAACAACGGGAGGAGCAAAUGCAACAGCUCCAAAGACGAAUGCACCAUAAAGAAGAGUUGCGCCAAGAGAGGGAAACGGGAAGAGUUGGAGUGCCAACACUGUCAGAUGAUAAAGUUCGGGAGAUAUCUAGAACCGUUGAUGAACUUCAAGACAUUUUGUCAGGAAAGGUAGACGUAGAUAAUAUUGAAGAAGCCAUACCAAGUGAAUACCUACAAGAGUUGAAGAAAAUGGCGGGCGGAAAAGACUUGAAGAAGUGGUGGGAUAGCUUAGAUCCCAAGGAGCGAGAGGAGAAGAUGAAGCACCUUCAGAAAAGGAUGCAGCAGAAGGAAACGCUGCGUCUUGCGAAUGAAGACAUGCAGGGCUUGGAUCCCGCAGAAAGGCAAGAACGACUUCUAGCGAUAGAGAAAGAAAUGAGAUUACAGGAAGCAAGAGAGGCAUUUAAAGAAACCGCACAAAAUGUUGCAGAAAAGGUCGGGAAAAUUGAGGACAUCCUAUCAGGGAGGGUUAUCGCAGAUAACUUGGAAGAGGCGAUGCCAAAAGACUACCUCGAUGAGUUGAGAAAAAUGGCAGGCGGAAAGGACAUCAAACAAUGGUGGAGUAGCCUGAAACCUGAAGAGAGGGAAGCAAAGAUGGCUGAGUUGCAGAGAAAAAUGUACCAAAAAGAGACGAUGGAUGCGGCCAAAGAACAACUGAAAGGUCUUGACCCGGUAGAGAGAGAGAUGCGGCUGCGCGAGCUACAGCGAGAAAUGCAGAUGGAAGAAGCGAAGCACACGGCGAGAGAAAAGGCUGUACGUAGCAUAGUGCAAAACAUGGAAGCCAUCUUGGAGGGAGCAGCGGGCGGAAAUAUAGAAGACGUCGUUCCCGACCACGUGUUGCGCGAGAUGAGAAGACUGGCCGGAAACCAGGAUUUGCAAACCUGGUGGAAAAAUCUCAGCUCAGAGGAAAAGCAAAAUCUCCUGACAAAAUUUGAACAGGACAUUCGGGAGGAUGAAAGUUUACAAAAGGCGAUCGACGACAGAGUAGAGUCCAUGUUCCGGGGGCUGGGUGGAGAUGCCCUGUCUCCAAAUGCCUCGCUUCCUCCUUUCCUUCGUCAUUCCGGCCUCUUAGACGACGUCAUUUCCGACUUGACUGAAGAGAUGGUUCUACGUAGUGGAGACACGCGAAACUUUAGACACCGGUUUUCUCUCGGGUCUCUUCCUCCACUGACUAUCAGCCUGAACAAAAUGGGGCUAGGGUGGGGGAUAUCUCCGCGUAUAUAUGACUACAAUGUCAUCGACCACCGCUACCUCGGCCGAAAGCCAAGAGCAGAUAAAGUGAUGUCAUUCCCCUUGGGGAAUUGGGUCUACAUCCGUGAACGUGCGGGGAACUCGUGCAUGACUAGAAUCUUGAAGAGGAGCUUUGAAAUGCAUCGGCGAUGACUCACAUGCUUCAUUGUGUAAUGAACUGUCUCUGCAUUUUGCGGUGUUUGCAUUUGGGUCUGACUUUCAAAAAAACUAAAUCCCAUGCAGCUAGCUGUAUCCCUUUUCAUUGCCUUACAUGCAGUGGACAAAGUCUUCACAUCAUAUCAGGAUCAUCGUAAAUAUUUUAUUCUGUAGUACAUAACUUGCUUAGAUUAUUUUCUUUAACAUCACGAGGACAUUGAAUUUUUUUAUGCAUUGAUGUUUGGUUGACUUUUGUACGUGGUAUCCUUUGUUGCUUCGAUUACGUGACUGUAUUCUAUUAACACACCUGUACCGUGUGAGUCCUCAGAAGAGUGAAUAAAGGACAGUUUUGA
Branchiostoma belcheri (Belcher's lancelet) is the source of this 3840-nucleotide messenger RNA. RefSeq names its product axoneme-associated protein mst101(2)-like. Lineage: Eukaryota; Metazoa; Chordata; Leptocardii; Amphioxiformes; Branchiostomatidae. The record is from RefSeq and is a predicted model, not a curated record. Bases 413 to 3484 code for a protein of 1023 amino acids. The transcript is spliced from 2 exons.